CAAGCGUAUUAGACACCGAGUAAUCACAACUUCGUUUGCUGUCAACAGAUUGUCAGUGAUUUGCUGCGAAAAACGACAACAGUCACAGAGCAGAUGAUGAACUUCCUGGACCUUGGAUAAGUACCCUAGACUUCAGUGUUACAAUGAUGUGGCAGCAUGGGUAACCAGAAUGUGAAAGGACAUCACCUCUGGCCAACAAGUUGUAUGCCAGGUAUCAACCGUAACAUUGACACUGAUGUCGCCCUCCCAAGCAGUGGGUCAGAAGAUGAGGGCGAUGUUGAUAAUGUCACAUGGAGAGAACUGGAGAAUGCUGUUGUCAACAACGAUGGAGAAUGCCUAGAUCAACUGAUUAACUGUGGUGCAAAUAUCAAUACGCCACUGAAUGAAAAAGGAGAAACAGCAUUAAUUUUGUCUGUCAAACUCACCCAUUUACAACUAGUACGUAUCUUACUUGCACAGACACUGUGUAAAAAGAACUGUUUGAAUGUCAAUAACUGUUCAGCAUUAGACCUUGCUAUUAUAACUGCCUUCGACAAUCGUCUGGAGCCACGCCAUACGUUGGCCUGGCAGAUCAUUAAGUGCCUUAUGGAGGCCAAUUCUGAACCGGUCUGUAAGGAUGCCAUGAUGUAUGUUAUACGAACUGCAUUGAAAUACAAUGAUGAAUUGUUUCUGUACAGACUCAUACAGGCUGCCAUUGACUGUUCAAAAUCCUUUAAAUUUCAUGAACUUCUUCUCCAGAAACUACACAGACACCAACCAAUUUACAUGGACAGCAUAGACCCAUUGCUAAUGAAUGCAUCAGAUUUCAGUGUAAAACUGGUACGUUAUGGGUUACCCACAGACCUUGAAUAUGUAGUAAAUUCCUUUAUGUACUACCUUGAAUCUUACUGGGAUUCCAAGGAGAACAAGAACAGUGUCCUUCAGAAGUUGAUCCUGUAUGCAACAGCAGCAGGAUGGUGCUGGUCUCAACAGCAGAUAUCACACAUACACCAGGUCAAUCCAGCUGUCGGGCGCUGGUGUAGUCGACAGCUCACUCAGCCUUUGUCAUUGGGACAUCUGGCACGUAAGACAUUUCGAACAAGUCUCGGGACUGACAUCUCUGUAGCAAUAAGCAGUCUACCAUUCCAGCUACCAGAGUCUCUGAAGUUGUACCUCAUUCUUAAGGAUGUCGACGAGAUCCUCAACAGCAGAAUUCCAAUGAAGGAAAUAUUUCUGUAAUUUUUCUACACUAGUUCCAUUUUAUUGAUGUUAUAUUUACUGUCUACACUUUAAUACUGCAGCAUAAAAUGCAGCAUUUGAAAAUUUGUACUAUUUCUAAAACUAAUUUUGUAUACAAUAGGAUUUCAUGAGCCUGUUAAUUUUCUAAAACAAUAUAUUGGAUCACCAAUCAGUAUUGUAGAUUUAGUUAAAUUGCAAAGGAUUAGGAUAAGGCACACAUAGAUGUAUAAAAAUAAAUAAAUGUUAUAAUGUUUUAAAUGUAUAAUAUUGGUACUUCUUUUAGCAUAUUGAAAUUAAAGUUAUCAAAGUAUAGCUGAUUGUGGCAUUGCUUGAACUGUAGACUUAUACUCAGAAAAAAAUGGUUUACACCUUCUACGAUGUAUAUAUAGAUACUAAGUUGUCAGAUUUUUGUAUUUAAAUGGGUACCUUUACUUACGUUCACCUUCCAUAAGGUUGAAAAAUGUGAAAUCUUCACGCAACUCUUUCUGAUGAAUAGGGCAGACUAUAUAGUGAUAUUUACCUGAUACAUGCAAUGAUAGAAUGAAUUUCUGUCAGAUUUCAAGGAUCACUUUUAUCCAUAAUUACAAAUUUGAUUUAAACUUAUAUAAUUGAUACUUAUAUUUCAAUGAAAUGACCAUUAAUUCAAAUGAUCAUGAGCACCAUUGUAAAGAUAGGGAUUUUGCUUUCAUCAAUGCCAGCUGUUCAUACAGUAUUACAUAUAGUCUUCUUACUUUAAAGAAUUGAGACGAUAGACAUUGCUACAGUAUUAUAAUCAGAUGCAUCAAUCUACUUUUGAUACUUUUAAGUUGUGAGUAGACCGUUAUAGUGCUUUAUAAAUCUAGUAAACAAUGAAUUAUCUCCCUUGGACUGAUCAAGACGAUGUGCCAAUUCAAGUUAUUGAGCUCUUUUAUGUUGGGUUUGACUGUUAAUUUGUGGUAAAUGUUUGCAAAACUCGGAAUCACAGACUGAGAAUAUAAGCAAUAUCAUCUUCAUAUGUUGAAGUACAAUGUACAAGUACAUGUAAAUGAAUUUAUAAUGUAUAUUGCCCAAAGACUGCCCUGUGUUACAGUUAUUUCAGUUGGAACAUCAAGAGAUGUAUUAGUGUUUUUCUCGUUCAGUGUUGCAUUUAAGUGUUUAUACUUUUGCAUGUGAUGAUCAAUGAAUUUUGAACUUGAUACGGAUGUUUUAUAUAAAAGAGGAUAAAUGAUCAUCAAAUGAAGUUUGUAAGUAAUAAUCUCAUUUUUACACAGGUGAACAUAAAUUGAAAAUCUAUACAUGUUGAGAGAAUAUUUGUCACUAAAAAAUCUGAUAAUGUUUUUCCACCGAUGCCUUAUAAUUAUGUAAUUCCUCAGGAUAAGAAAACAUGUGGUUAUACACCAGUAGAUGUACUGUACACCGUACAAGCAAUAGUUUAUGUUGUGAUAUUGUACAAAACUCAACCAGAUGUAAGUGGCCAUUGGUGGUUGGGUGGCACAUUGGUAACAAACCUACUGUUCACCUAAUUCUUCCGGGGUUCGAUUCCCUGAUAAGACAUGACAAGGUAUUUGAUUACAAUCACCUGCCUGACCACAUUGAUUUUCCCCAAGUGCUCUGGUUUCCUCUCACAGUAAAAGCCCUCUUCCAAUUACAUUCGGCCAAAAAUCUUGAUUAAUUUAAUUGAUAUAAUACUUGCAUGGUCAAAUGUGCUAGAAUUUUUAAAUUGCUUUUUGAAUGAUGAAGAGGCCAAUUUAACAUACUAUACAAAAUAAUGUAGAAUGAAAGGAUAUUAUGUUUGAACACACAGAAAAGAACAAGACCAAUAUACUAACUUUAAAAAUUGCAUAAAUUAUCUUGAUAAGUCAAAAGUUAGAAUAUCAACAGAUGAGUAAUAUACAGUUCAUUGUUCCAGCCUUUUUCUAAAUGUAUAUUAUCAAGCACAUUGUACUCCUUUACGCACUUUUUAUACAUAUUUGGAAAGAUGAUGAGAUUUGCAUCUGUAAUAAUAUUCCAAUGCCAAUUUACAUGUACAAUUGUAUCUUAAAUACCCUAAUUCAUCCUCAGCCCAAGCUUUAAUUUUCAUAUAUAUGAUGUUCAAAAUUGAAAUUAUUGAUGGAAUUAAAUCAUUCAUUUAUUGAUGUCCUAUAUAAGAUAUUAUCUGUUUCUUGUCAUUUCUAUGCUGCAACAGUUACAGAAGUAAAAUCUGUCCUUGUUACUGGA
Pecten maximus is the source of this 3414-nucleotide messenger RNA. RefSeq lists its product as uncharacterized. Gene Ontology annotation, molecular function: protein binding. The transcript is spliced from 2 exons. The record is from RefSeq and is a predicted model, not a curated record. Lineage: Eukaryota; Metazoa; Mollusca; Bivalvia; Pectinida; Pectinidae. Bases 157 to 1218 code for a protein of 353 amino acids.